Molecule: messenger RNA, 2485 nt
Organism: Pectinophora gossypiella (pink bollworm)
Lineage: Eukaryota; Metazoa; Arthropoda; Insecta; Lepidoptera; Gelechiidae
Gene: Ccdc85
Product: coiled-coil domain-containing protein 85C-B
Exons: 1
Coding region: 331-1578 (415 amino acids)
Source: RefSeq, a predicted model, not a curated record
ACGGCCCCGCGCGCCCGCGUCGCUCGCCACACGCCGCGAUUGUAACCUGCUCUGAAAACAACAUCAACAAACAGAAUCACCAACAACCUCAUUGCAAUCACGCCAAGAACAGUGAAGUGACUGAAACAACCAGUGAGAACAGUGCACAACAAACACAACCUCGCUCCGUGUAAUUGCGCGAAUGCCACGGUCUACAACCUACGCAGCCGGCGCGUCCCCUCCGCCGUUCAUUCAAGGACCAAUCGUUGAACCCAUGAAGCUUUCGCGUGUACGCAAUCUCGCCGAUUUGGAAAUGAACACAAAAAAUACCGCAGCGGUGCACCUGAGUUGAUGACCUUCCGCGGAUCGCCACCGACAAUGUCAAUCAAUCAGAACGCAGCCGCUCCCCAGUUUAGUAAACAGAAAUCACAACUAGGUAAACAGGGCCCGGAACCGGUCAACUUUCCUCCGCGUUAUCACCCGCCGCCGCCAGCUGCAGGUGGCCCGAAACUAGCCACUGCGGACGCGACCGCCAAGGAGUUUAAACCUCCAUUCGCAGGCAAGUCCGUCGACGCGAACAAGUUGCAGUAUCCGCUAGGAAUACACGGCGUGCCGGGCCCCUACCCUAGCGGAUCCGUGCAGUUUGUGAAGUAUCCUCAGGGGUAUCCUCAGGGGUACCCACUGCCGCCAGGCGCGCUGCGCGUGCUGCGGCCGCCCGCCGAAGUCAUCACUAAAGCCAUCGUCCACGAGCCCGUGGAGCCCACCACCCGCGCCCGGAGCGCCGACGACACGCAGCGCGUCCAGAGGAACAUCGAAGAGGAACAAAUACAUAGAAGGUCAGCUGAUAUGCUCAAGUUUACCAAGCGUGUCGAGCCCGACGGACCGCGAGGUUCCACCGACCAGAGGCGACAGAUUCAAACACUUUUAGACGAGAUAAAGGCUUUGAAGGAAGCCAACCGUCGCCUAAGUGAGGAUAACCAGGAACUUCGGGACUUGUGCUGUUUCCUCGACGAUGACCGACAGAAGGGACGAAAAUUAGCGCGCGAGUGGCAACGAUUUGGAAGAUAUACAGCCUCCGUUAUGCGACAAGAAGUGUCCGCUUAUCAGAGUAAGCUGAGGGAAUUAGAUGACAAACAACAAGAGCUGAUACGCGAUAACUUGGAGCUGAAGGAACUGUGUUUAUAUUUGGACGAAGAAAGGGAACGAAGUACUUGUGUGAACUGCGGUAGAGCUGCAGGCAGAGAGAGAGACGACGGGGACGGCAGCAGCAGCGGAACAAACGCGGAGGAGGGCCCCCGCGCCCCGGCUGUGCCUAUAACACAUCCGCAACUAGCCGAGAGAACAGUGCAGUAUGUACGGGAUUUGGAACAGAAAGUGCGGAGGUUGGAAGCUGAGAAAGGCGUGGGAAAUGGUUUGAGCGAGCGGCCUGAGGCCGUGGUGCGCGCGUUGCAGGUGCUUGAAGUGAGGGAGCGGGUGGAGCGCGAGCGGAGAAGACCAGCGCCGGACCUGGACUCCGGAGAACAGGCGCUCGUCAGGGAGAUGUGCAACGUGGUGUGGGGGAAGCUGGAAGAUGCACCGCCGCAGGCGCCUCCUCGUUAGAAGUGCGCGAUAAAAUCAGCGAGUGUAAAAAUAAAAUAUGAGAACGAGAGUGAGUGAAAAGCUGUGUAAAGGUUCGAUUGGAAUCUGAGUGGAUCGAGGCCGCGGCGAACGAGCCCCGUGACCUACAGCACGGAAUUAACAUGACCUUGUUUAUGAAUCGGACUUGAGAGAUACUUAACUUUGUAUUUGUCAAUGAAAUAAACUACAAACUGCGUGAUGUUUGCUUGCCGCGGAUAUUUGAAACGCAUGUUGAAAUCUAAACGAAACCGAAAAGUACAAAAUAGAAUUUUAAAUAAUAAAUAUAGACUUAGGUCGUUUCGUUUGUGCUUUGCAUUUUCAAGUGUUUAAAUUGUCUCGUAAAGUUUACUAUUUAGAUUAAAUUAUUUAUGUUUACGUGUUAUGUUUAAAAUUAUAAGAUAGUUUUGGUAAACUUCUACCUACUUAUAAACUUCAUAAUGAAUACAUUUAAAAAUUGGGUAAAUGAGGCUAUAGGAUGAAAUGAAGUCGGUAAAAAUGCGUAGGUACCCCUAGAAAUUUUCAAAUUGUCUGUGAUUGUCUGAUCUUCUAGAGAGCUGGAAUUUGGUUUUACUUUCAACAUCAUCUUUUAUCUUGCCGUUUUUAUAAGAUAUUCAGGAAUGUGUGGCGUCAUCAAACGUUCUUUGAAAUGUAGAGCUGUGUCGACUGUGCGCUUAUAAUUUGUCUUAGAUCAUACUCUAUUCACUGUGACAAUCAUAUUUCAUAUGACUAUUGAAUGAAGAAACAAUACAAGUAAUUAUCUAGUCUAGUCAGAGCCAACCACGAAUACAAUAUUAUAAACAUUCCAGCUCUGUAUGCUUUUCUUGCUUCGGUUCUGUUUAAUUUAUUAUACUUAUACAUAAUUAAUAAGGAAUAAAUUAUUUCUGUUUUA